UUCCUGGAAUGUGAGAGAGAGAGCGAGAGAGAGAGCGAGAGAGAGAGAGAGAGAGAGAGAGAGAGAGAGAGAGGGGCGUCAGGAUCGGACCUCACAGCUGUACAACAGCAGGAAUAUGGACGUUUUUUGGAUUUAUUUGGGGGACUAACGUUUGAUCUGUAGCAGGAGCGCCUUUACCGCGGUGAGCAAGAGGAGGAGCGUUGGAGUCUUCAUCAGUCAGGUGUUCUCCGGACGUAAGGACAUGGACUCCCUGAAGAAGGAGCUGGAGGAGGAACUAAAACUCAGCACUGAUGACAUCAGGAGUCACGCCUGGUAUCACGGCCAGUUACAGAGAGAGGAAACAGAGGAGCUGUUGCAGGACGAAGGGGACUUCCUGGUGCGGGACUCUCGCUCGAGCAACGGCAACUUCGUCCUGAGCUGCAUGUGGAAAAAGCAGCUGAUGCACUUUAAAAUCAUCCGUGUGGUCCUCCGGCCCAAGCAGGGUUACUCCAGGGUGCUGUUCCAGUUCGAGAACGACCAGUUUGAUAACAUUCCUGCGUUAGUGCGCUUCCAUGUUGGUGGGCAUCAGCCAAUAUCCAACUCGUCUGGAGCGGUCAUCUCUCAGCCGGUCAACCGCACCGUUCCUCUCAGGGUCAUAAAGGAGCGCCAGACACUGAAAUCAACAAGUGCAAACUCCACGGGAACACUCCAGCGAACAGGGGGAAGUGGCAAGAGGCGGAGCUUGAGCUCCACCCACACGGACACACUGCAGGUCAACAGCAACAACCUGCUCAGAAGUGGGAGUCAACCAGCUAACCUGGAGAUCGUCGGAAGACCAUCGCUACAGUCAGCGCAAUCAGACAGCAACCUGCGUCCAGCUGUACCUCAAAGCACUCCACUGAAGGACUCCGUCAUCCCCAGCUCCCCCGUGUUCCGUACGGGCAGCGACCCUUUACUCAGCCCUAACUCCGUCCAGUUGCGCAGCCCUGGCCGGUCGUCCACGGGCGGAUGCACGCUUCGGGGCUCCGAUGGACAGCUGCACUCUCGAGCUCCACCUAAACCUCUCCGGGUCUCCGCUUUGUUCCCAGGGAUGGCACCAAUCACUCCGAGGAUCGAGGUCGACCCCUCAUCACUGUACGAUGAGCUUGUGCCUCAGAUACCAGUAUCCAUGCGACCUAAAGGUCCGGCAGCGCGUAUCCGUGCUCAGGAGAAAUGGGCCAGCAGGGCGCGCCUCACCGAGACCAGCUUUGCCUUCCUGGAGGCGCAGCGUGCUGAGGAGGAGCAAGAGAGGCAUAUGGGGAAAGUAAGGAGAGAGAGCGUCCCGGAGACGACUGGAAUACAGGAUGACUGCGACUGGCGUUUUAUUCGUCCUGAGACGGAGGCGACCUCGUGUUUCCGCCUCAACGCGUUCCGGUCACUUCUGCUUCCCGACAACAAUCGUCCACUGGAGCAAAGCGUGCUGCACAAAAUCAAAGAACUGUUCGCGAACACUGACCCAACAACGACGGCACUGCACAUGCUCAGUGUGGACUGUCAGGUGGCACGCUUGAUAGGGGUGACAGAGGAGCAGAAGAGGAUGAUGGGGGUGAAUUCCGGACUGGAGCUGAUCACCCUGCCACAUGGUAGCCAGCUCAGACAGGACCUGCUUGAGAGACAUCACCUGAUAGCGUUAGGCGUGGCCGUGGAUGUUCUGGGCUGUACGGGGACAGUGAAUCAGAGGGCGGUGGUUCUACAUAAGGUCAUCCAGCUUGCUCAGGCGCUGCGCACCGCCGCCCGGGACCUCUACGCCUUCAGCGCCGUCAUGAAAGCCCUCGAGAUGCCUCAGGUAGUUCGGUUGGAGAUGACGUGGCGAGUGUUGAGACGGAACCACACGGAGAGCGCGGUGACAUACGAGAAGACCCUCAAACCCUUCAUGAAGGCGCUCAACGAGGGGGACGAGUCGGUGAUCACUGGACCGCUCUCGCUGCCCCACCUGGUGCCGCUGUUGAGGCUAAUGGAGGGAGACGACGGUGUGGAAAACAGCGAGAGAGGCUGCCAUCUUCUCUACAACAUCCUACAGUCCUCACGCUACACUGCUAAUCACGCGAACGAGUACCAACAACAUGCGCACACGCUGCUCUCAGGCGGAUGGGAGCCGGUCCCCGAGCUGUUGGAGGCGUUCUGUAGCGAGUUUGCUCUGCGCUUGUUCUGGGGUCACGCCGGAGCCGAGCUGGGGCGAAAAGAACGCUACGAAAAAUUCCACCACAUCCUCACGCUGCUGUCACACAAACUGGAGCCGACACCCACCUCAGAACUCUGACCUCCGACCCUCGGAACUCUGACCUCUGAUUGGUCAACAUGUGAAAGCUUUUGUCUGAUUGGCUGAAAUGUAAGGAAAGCUUUGCUCUGAUUGGCUGAAAUGUAAGGAAAGCUUUUCUCUGAUUGGUCAACAUGUGAAAGCUUUUCUCUGAUUGGUCAACAUGUGAAAGCUUUUCUCUGAUUGGCUGAAAUGUGAGAAAAGCUUUCUAUGAUUGGCUGAAAUGUGAGGAAAGCUUUUCUCUGAUUGGCUGAAAUGUGAGGAAAGCUUUUCUCUGAUUGGCUGAAAUGUGAGAAAAGCUUUUCUCUGAUUGGCUGAAAUGUAAGGAAAGCUUUUCUCUGAUUGGUCAACAUGUGAAAGUUUUUCUCUGAUUGGCUGAAAUGUGAGGAAAGCUUUUCUCUGAUUGGCUGAAAUGUGAGGAAAGCAAAUGAGUAGAAAGCUGUUCCCUGAUUGGUCGAGAAGCUUUUUUCGGAUUGGCUAAAAUGCAAGUUCUCUGAUUGGCCGAAAUGUGUAGAAAGCUUUUCUCUGAUUGGUCGAAAUCUUUGGAAGGCCAUUAAUAAUAUGAAAGGAAUUAAUUGACCAAUUACAAUGAGGUCAGCUUGUUUUUUCAUUUUUAGAGGACAUAUUUCAUAAGAACAUAUUUCAGAUGUAAUGUAAAUACGUGUGUAUAUUUUCGCUUUGUUUAUUUGUGUGUAUAUUUGUUCAGGUGUAUAAAUGUAAGAAUCUCCGCCCUGUUUAUGUGAAUACUUCUUUAUAAAGUGGAUCACUGGAAAUACAAUUUAAACGUUUAAAUAAAAGAAAUAAGAUUUAAUAAUAAAAGAAUAAAA
Messenger RNA from Trichomycterus rosablanca, 3102 nucleotides. It is a transcript of the gene sh2d3a, whose product is annotated as SH2 domain containing 3A. The coding region runs from base 242 to 2278 and encodes 678 amino acids. The transcript has 13 exons. Gene Ontology annotation, molecular function: phosphotyrosine residue binding; guanyl-nucleotide exchange factor activity. The record is from RefSeq and is a predicted model, not a curated record. Lineage: Eukaryota; Metazoa; Chordata; Actinopteri; Siluriformes; Trichomycteridae. Gene Ontology annotation, biological process: positive regulation of peptidyl-serine phosphorylation; small GTPase-mediated signal transduction.